UUAGAAGCUGAGGCAGUUGCUUGCUCUCACCCAGCGUUUCUGAGGAGGGAAGAGUUGGAGAGGCUUUGCUGCUAAGGAAAUUAAUUAAAUAUCACUGGUUUGCAUCUCAUUCCCACCCCCCACAAAAAAAGGUGCAGAAAAACUAAAUUAUAAAAGGGGACCUACAAGAAACGCCCAUGCUGUACAGAACACAGAUAUUCUGGUUUCCCUAAGUUUGUAGGUGAAAGACCCUAAAAAUGGCAGACGACGAGGAAAUUGAGGAGUACGAGUAUUUUUAUGAAGAAACAAUCAUCGAAGAUGGUGACACUGUUGAGGAUGAGCCAAAGGUUGAAGAGCCAGUUGGCCCAUCUGAACAGCCCACCAAGAGGAGAAUUCGAAAGAAAGUGGACACGUCUAAGUUCAUGACCCCUUAUAUAGCACACAGCAAGAAAAUGCAAGACAUGUUCAGUCAGAAUAAAUACAAAGAAAAAUAUGAAAAACACAGGGGAGAGCCCUAUGCCAGCACAACUGAUACUCCAGAGCUCCGCAGAAUUAAAAAAGUCCAAAACCAGCUGAGUGAGGUGAAAUACCGUAUGGACGGUAAUGUUGCUAGAACCAACUGUCACGUUGAUGAAAAGGCAAGGGACAUUGAACAUGCGAAAAAGGUGUCUCAACAAGUGAGCAAGGUUUUGUAUAAACAGAAUUGGGAAGAUACUAAAGACAAGUACCUUUUACCCCCUGAUGCUCCUGAACUUGUGCAAGCUGUGAAAAACACAUCUAUGUUCAGCAAAAAACUGUACACAGCAGAUUGGGAUGAGGACAAAAGCACAUUUUUUCCUUAUUCUGAUAGUCCAGAGCUGAAGAGAGUUGCACAUGCUCAAAAGGCACUGAGUGACAUAAACUAUAAAAAAGGAUAUAAUGAACGACAGUUACAAUUUACAUCUCUUGCCGAUCGACCUGAUAUUGAAAUGGCAAAGAAGGUUUCACAGCAGCUCAGUGAUAUAAAAUAUCGCGAGGAUUAUCAAAAGAAAGUAAAAGGCAAAUGGAGCCAAACCCCUUGUUAUGAAAUUGCUGUUGCAAGAAUGAACGCUGACAAUCUUAGUGAUCGAAAAUACACAGAAGAUUUUGAGAAUGCAAAAGACCAAAUCAACUUCAUGCAGACUGAUACUCCCGAAUACAAGGCUAAUAAGAAAGCCCGGCUAAAUGCUAGCACGGUACAAUACAAAGCUGAUUAUGAAAAGGCCAAGGGACCUACAGCUUACCAUACUCUUCCCGCAACAGAAAACCCGUUACUGCGACAGCUCAAGUUAGCUGGAAGAUCCCUCAGUGAUAUAUUAUACAAGGAGUCAUACGAAAAGGCUAAAGGAACAAGCAUUAAUUACUGUGAUACUCCGAAGUUUCAGAUUGAUCAUGUUCUGAAAGAUUACAGUGAUCUUAAAUACAAAGACCAUUACAACAGGAACAUUUUGGGACAUUACAUUGGCACCUACGAGGAUCCUUAUUUGACACAUUGUGCCAAAGUCGCCAAUUUUAAAAGUGAUAAAAAUUAUAGAGCAGACUACGAAGAGGACAAAACAAGCUGCUACUUCCCUCAAACCCUCACCCAAGAAUACGAUGCUGUCAAGAAAUUAGAUCAGUGUAAAGAUUACGUCUACAAAAAACAUCCAGACAAAAUUAAAUACACGCAAGUGGCUGAUUCUCCAGGGAUGCUCCAAGCGCAAGUCAAUUCCAAGCAACUUAGUGACUUGAAUUAUAAAUCAAAACACGAGAAAGAAAAAUUUAAGUGUCAUAUUCCCGCCGACUCUCCGUUCAUUCUUCAGUCCAGACUUAAUGCCUACAAUCUCAGCGAUAAAUGGUACAAGUAUGACUGGGAAAAGCAAAAAGCAAAGAAGUUUGACAUUAAAAUUGAUGCAAUUCCACUGGUGGCAGCCAAGGCAAACAGAAGGAAAGCCAGUGAUGUGGCGUAUAAGAAGGAUUAUGAAUUGAACAAAGGGAAGAUGAUCGGAGCACUUAGUAUUCAUGAUGACCCCAAGAUGCUACAUUCUGUUAAAGUGGCUCACAAUCAAAGUGAUAUUGAAUACAAAAAGGAUUAUGAAAAGUUAAAGACCAAAUAUAGCACACCGCUAGACAUGGUUGCCGUGACCAGUGCAAAGAAGGCGCAGGCUAUCGCUAGCAACAUUGAUUAUAAACACCCUCUUCAUUCAUACUUUUAUCCUCCCGACUCUGUGAGCGUCUCACUAGCAAAAAAAGCUUACACUAUUCAGAGUGAUAUUGAUUACAAGUCUGAUUAUAACAGCUGGGUGAAAGGUUGUGGCUGGAGUCCAUAUGGAUCCCUGGAUGAAGAGAAGGUUAAGAAAGCUGGGCAGAUCCUAAAUGAGAGAAAAUACCGUCAACAUCCAGACACUAUUAAGUUUACAUCUGUGGAAGAUGACCCUGUAAUGGUCCAAUCCAAAAUCAACCAGAAACAGAGGAGCGAUAUUCUAUACAAAGCAGCAGAUGCGAAAAGGAUUCAUACAUAUUCACUGCCAGCAGAUAUUCCAGAAUUCAUUCAAGCCAGAGUUAAUGCCUAUAAUCUGAGUGAUAACUACUACAAGCAAGGACUGGAGGAAUUAAAGGCCAAGGGAUAUGACCUGAAGUCAGAUGCUAUAUCAAUAAGAGCCGCCAAAGCUGCAAGGAAAGCAGCUAGUGAUGUGCAAUAUAAGAAAGCUUAUGAAGAUCAGAAAGGAAAACUUGUUGGUUUCCGUAGUUUACAAGAUGAUCCCAAGCUUGUCCACUACAUGCGUGUGGCAAAGAUCCAGUCUGAGCGUGAAUACAAGAAAGAUUACGAGAAGACAAAGACUAAAUACAACACCCCAUUAGAUAUGGUCAAUGUUGUUAGUGCUAAGAAGGCACAAGAUAUAGCCAGUGGCAUACAUUAUAAGCAACCGAUCCAUCAUUACACAUACCUUCCCGAUGCCAUGAGUGUUGAGUUGUCCAAAAAGAUGAUGGAGAUCCAGAGUGAUAACCUCUACAAGUCAGACUUAGGCUGGCUGAAAGGCACUGGAUGGAUCCCACUUGGGUCUCUGGAUGUUGAGAAAGUCAAAAAGGCAGGAGCAGCUUUGGAUGAGAAGAAGUAUCGUCAACACCCAGACACCAUUAAAUUUACUAGUGUUGCUGACACUCCAGUCAUGGUCCAGGCUAAAACAAAUGCUCUUCAACUAAGCGAUAGACUAUACAAGUCAUCGGGAGAGAAGACACUACAUACAUAUCAUCUACCCCCAGAUGUCCCUCAAUUCAUCCAAGCCAGGUGUAAUGCAGCUAAUAUUAGUGAAACUAACUACAAACAGGACUGGCUGAAAACCAUCAAAAAAGGACAUCAUGUUUUGGGAGAUGCUAUUUCGAUUGUUGCUGCCAAAGCUUCCCACAAUAUUGCCAGUGAUUAUAAGUAUAAGCAAGCCUAUGAAAAAGCCAGGGGUAAACACGUUGGUUUUAGAAGUCUUCAGGAUGAUCCAAAACUGGUCCACUUCAUGGCUGUGGCAAAGAUGCAGUCGGAACGGGAGUACAAGAAAGACUAUGAACAAACCAAGACCAAAUAUCAUACACCUCUAGACAUGGUUAGCAUUAGUGCGGCCAAGAAAUCCCAAGAAGCGGCUACUAACAUCAAUUACAAGCAUCCCAUCCAUCAUUAUACAUUCUUACCUGAUGCUAUAAGUGUAGAACGAUCAAGAAACAUGAUGCAGAUCCAGAGUGAUAAUGUUUACAAACAAGAUUAUAACAGCUGGCUUAAAGGAAUUGGCUGGAUGCCCUUGGGAUCUUUGGAAGUGGAGAAAGUUAAGAAAGCCGGUAACGCUUUAAGUGAGAAGAAGUACCGUCAGCACCCCGAUACCCUCAAAUUUACCAGUAUCCCUGACUCAAUAGAGAUGGCGCUGGCUCAGCAUAACACCAAACAGAGGAGUGAUAUAACAUACAAAGCGGAUGGUGAAAAAGUGAAGCACAAAUAUAAUCUGAAUCCUGAUGACCCUAAUUUUAUCCAGGCGAGAGUUAAUGCAUAUAAUAUUAGUGAGUCCUCCUACAAAGCCGACUGGAUUAAACAUCUUGCUAAAGGCUAUGAUCUGAAACCAGAUGCCAUAUCUGUUGUUGCUGCAAAAGCCUCAAGAAACAUUGCAAGUGAUUAUAAAUAUAAACAAGCUUAUGAAAAAGAUAAAGGAAAACAAGUGGGCUUCCGUAGCCUUCAGGAUGACCCAAAAUUGGUUCACUACAUGCAUGUGGCCAAAAUACAGUCCGAUCGAGAAUACAAGAAAGAUUAUGAGAAGACUAAGUUAAAGUAUCACACACCUGUCAACAUGUUUAGCAUUACAGCCGCCAAGAAAGCCCAAGAAGUAUCCACCAAUAUUAAUUACAAGCAGCUUAUCCAUAAUUACACACUCCUACCUGAUGCCGUCAGCCUGGAACGCGCCAAAAACAUGAUGCAAAUCCAGAGUGACAAUCUGUAUAAGACUGAUUUCAACAACUGGCUGAAAGGGGUCGGCUGGGUUCCAAUUGGCUCGUUGGAUGUUGAAAAAGCAAAGAAGGCUAAAGACAUCCUUAGCGAGAAGAAGUACCGUCAGAAUCCAGACCAAUGGAAGUUUUCUAUACCAAACGAUGCAAUGGAUCAGGUCCUUGCAAAACAUAAUGCACAGACAAUGAACAAGAGACUGUAUAUCAAUGCCUGGGAAAAAGAUAAAACCAAAAUACAUGUUAUGCCAGACACUCCGGAAAUCGUGCUUUCCAAAGCAAACCAAAUUAACAUGAGCGACAAACUGUAUCGAUCAGGCUAUGAAGCAGACAAAAAGAAGGGUUAUGAUCUAAAGCCAGAUGCUAUCUCUAUAAAAGCAGCCAGAGCUUCCAGAGAUAUCGCUAGCGAUUACAAAUAUAAGCAGGCAUAUGAAAAAACUAGAGGCAAACAUAUUGGAUUCCGCAGUCUCCAAGAUGAUCCUAAACUGGUGCACUUUAUGCAAGUGGCGAAGAUGCAAUCCGAGCGGGAAUAUAAGAAAGGUUACGAAAAGUCAAAGACCAAGUUCCACACCCCAGUGGACAUGUUCAGUGUUACAGCAGCUAAACUGGCCCAGAAUGUGGCUACAAAUACUAACUACAAGCAGCUGAUCCAUCACUACAACCUCCUUCCUGAUGCCAUGCCGCUGCAACUUUCCAGAAACAGAAUGCAAAUACAAAGCGAUAAUGUUUACAAAUCAGACUACAAUGACUUUGUCAAAGGUGUUGGAUGGAUUCCCUAUGGGUCCCAAGAAGCAGAGAAGAAUAGAAAAUCUAUGGAUAUUCUCAGUGAAAAGAAGUACCGCCAGCAGCCAGAUACCUUUAGAUUUACCAGCGUGCCUGACUCCAUGCCGAUGGUCUUGGCCAAAAGUAACGCCCAAAUAAUGGAUCAUAAUUUGUAUACUCAAGCUUGGAAUAAAGAUAAAACCACAAUUCACGUCAUGCCGGAUUCUCCAGAGUUUCUUUUGGCUAAAGCUAAUGCAGUCAACAUCAGUGAGAAAAAAUACAGACAAGCAUUGGAGGAUUCUAAAAAGAAAGGAUAUGAUCUCAGGGGGGAUGCAAUCUCUAUCAAAGCUGCCAAGGCUUCCAGAGAUAUUGCUAGUGAUUAUAAAUACAAGAAAAGCUAUGAAAUGGACAAAGGGAAGAUGGUUGGAUUUCGAAACCUCCAAGAUGAUCCAAAACUGGUUCAUUUCAUGAAUGUAGCAAAGAUGCAAUCCGAUCGGGAGUACCACAAGGAGUAUGAGAAGACCAAAACAAAAUACCAUACCCCAGUGACGACGUUUAGCGUGAUGGCAGCCAAGGACGCCCAAGAAAAAGCGUCUAACGUGAACUAUAAGCGUCUCCUUCACAAGUAUAUCUUACUGCCAGACGCAAUGCCAAUACAGCUUGCCAAGAACAUGAACCAAAUUCAGAGUGAUAAUGAAUACAAAGUAGACUACAAAACAUGGUAUAAAGGAAUGGGAUGGAGUCCACUGGGUUCCCUGGAUGUGGAGAAAAGUAGAAAAGCCACUGAUAUAGCAAGUGAUAACAAAUAUCGACAACACCCAAGUCAAUUCAAAUUCACCAAAUCAACGGACUCUAUGGAUUUGGAAUUGGCUAAACAAAAUGCCCAAGUUAUGAACAGGCGUUCCUACAUCGAUGCUUGGGAGAAGGAUAAGAAAACAGUUCAUGUGAUGCCAGAUACACCAGAAAUUUUGCUGGCAAAGCAGAACAAGACAACUUACAGCCAGAAACAAUAUAGACAAGGGUGGGAGGAAGCAAUCAAACAAGGCUAUGAUCUCAGGCCGGACGCCAUUUCCAUAAAGGCAGCUAAAGCUUCUAGAGAUAUCGCAAGUGACUAUAAGUACAAAACUGCGUAUCGCAAGCAACAAGGCCACCAUGUUGGUUUCCGCAGCCUACAGGAUGAUCCUAAGUCUGUUUGGGCCAUGCACGUGGCCAAGAUCCAGAGUGACAGAGAGUACAAGAAGGAUUAUGAUAAAUGGAGGACAAAGUUUAACACGCCAGUAGAUAUGCUGGGAAUCCUGCUGGCUAAAAAAUGUCAGACCUUGGUCAGUGACAUUGACUAUAAGAGAAGGCUACAUAACUGGACCUGCUUACCGGACCAAACUGCAUUCGUUCAAGCAAGGAAGGUUUAUGAUAUACAGAGUGAUAUUAACUAUAAAGCAGAUUACAAUGAAUUCAUGAAGGGUGUUGGAUGGAUUCCCUAUGGAUCUCAAGAGGCAGAGAAAAACAGAAAAGCCAUGGAUAUUCUUAGUAACAAGAAAUAUCGCCAGCACCCAGAUAAGAUCAAGUUUACUAGCAUUCCUGACUCCAUGGAGUUGGUUUUGGCAAAGAAUAAUGCUGAGAUCAUGAAUAAAAAACGUUACAUACAAGCCUGGGAAAAGGACAAGAGAGAAAUUCACAUUAUGCCAGACACACCUGAUAUUCUUCUGGCAAAAGCAAAUCUUCUUAACACCAGUGAUAAACUAUAUAAAGCCGGCUAUGAAGAAAUAAAGAAAAAAGGUUACGAUCUGAAGGUCGACGCCAUAUCAAUCAAAGCCGCAAAAGCAUCAAGAGACAUCGCCAGUGACUACAAAUAUAAAGCAGCCUAUCGCAAGCAACAAGGCCACCACGUUGGUUUCCGCAGCCUACAGGAUGAUCCCAAGUCUGUGUGGGCCAUGCACAUAGCCAAAAUCCAGAGUGAAAGAGAGUACAAGAAAGAUUAUGAAAAAUGGAGGCACCAUUUCAAUACGCCCGUUGAUAUGCUGGGUAUCUUGUUGGCCAAGAAGUGCCAGACACUUGUAAGUGACAUUGACUACAAGCACUUCCUUCACAAGUGGACUUGUCUACCUGACCAGAAUGAUGUCGUGCAAGCCAGAAAGACCUACGAUAUCCAAAGUGAUAACCUAUACAAAUCUGAUCUUCAGUGGCUUAAAGGUGUCGGGUGGUCUCCAUCUGGAUCUUUGGAAGAAGAGAAAAACAAAAGAGCAUCAUUAAUUCUAAGUGAUACGAAAUACCGCCAACACCCAGACAAAUUCCGCUUUAAAAGUAUUCCUGAUUCUCUGGAAAUGGUGUUAGCCAAAUCAAAUGCAGACAUUAUGAAUAAGCGCUUGUAUACUGACGCAUGGAACAAAGAUAAAACUCAAAUACAUUUAAUGCCAGAUAUUCCCGAAGUUCUUCUUGCAAAACAGAACAAGAUCAACUUCAGUGAUAAACUGUACAAGCAAGCAAUGGAAGACGACAAGAAGAAGGGAUAUGAUCUGCGUGCUGACGCCAUCUCAAUUAAGGCAGCGAGAGCCUCUAGAGAUAUUGCCAGUGAUUAUAAAUACAAAACUGGAUACCGCAAGCAGCUAGGUCAUCACGUUGGAUUCAAAAGCUUGCAAGAUGACCCGAAAUCUGUGUGGGCCAUGCACAUUGCCAAGAUUCAGAGUGACAGGGAGUACAAGAAAGACUUUGAAAAAUCCAAGACCAAGUACAACAGCCCUGUGGAAAUGCUGGGAAUUGUACUGGCUAAAAAAUGCCAAGUGUUGGUCAGCGACAUUGAUUAUAAACGUCGUCUCCACCGGUGGACUUGUCUUCCAGACCAGAAUGAUGUCAUCCAUGCCAAAAAAGCCUAUGAACUUCAGAGUGAUAAUUUGUACAAAUCAGAUCUACAGUGGCUAAAAGGUGUCGGUUGGGUCCCCCUCGGUUCCCUUGAAGUAGAAAAGGUUAAGAAAGCUGGAGAAAUCCUAAGCGAUCAUAAAUACCGACAGGCUCCCGACAAGAUUAAAUUUACCAGUGUCACAGAUUCCAUAGAGUUGGAAUUGGCAAAAGCUAAUGCCAUCACAAUGAACAGGAGGUUGUACACAGAUGCGUGGAAUAAAGACAAGACAACCAUUCACAUCAUGCCGGACACCCCAGAAAUUACCCUUGCAAGACAGAAUAAAAUCAACUACAGUGAGAGUUUAUACAAACAAGCUUUGGAAGAAUCAAAGAAGAAAGGCUAUGACCUGAGAGUUGAUGCUAUCCCAAUCAAGGCAGCAAAAGCCUCCAGAGAUAUUGCCAGUGAUUACAAAUAUAAAACAGGAUAUCGCAAGCAGCUUGGACAUCACGUUGGCUUCCGCAGUCUGCAGGAUGAUCCAAAAUCAGUCUGGGCCAUGCAUGUUGCCAAGAUCCAGAGUCUAAGAGAAUAUCACAAGGACUUUGAAAAGACCAAGACAAAUUUCAAUAUGCCCGUUGACAUGUUGGAUAUACUGCUAGCAAAGAAAUGCCAGACUUUGGUUAGUGAUAUUGAUUAUCGACGACAUCUGCACCAGUGGACCUGUCUGCCAGACCAAAAUGAUGUCAUCCAAGCCAGGAAAGCCUAUGAUUUGCAGAGUGAUAACUUGUACAAAGCUGACCUGCAAUGGCUUAAAGGCACAGGAUGGGUUCCUAUAGGCUCACUUGAGGUGGAGAAAAACAAGAGAGCAGGUGAUAUUCUAAGUGACAAGAAAUACCGCCAGCACCCCGAUACCCUGAAAUUUACCAGCGUCACUGAUUCUAUUGAAUUGGAACUUGCCAAAGCAAAUGCCACGAUCAUGAACAAGCGUUUGUAUACUGAUGCUUGGAAUAAAGACAAGACAACCAUUCAUGUGAUGCCUGAUACUCCUGAGAUUCUACUUGCGAAGGCAAACAAACUUAAUUUCAGUGAGAAAUUGUACAAACAAGCAUUGGAGGAAAGCAAGAAGAAAGGCUAUGAUUUGCGUAGUGAUGCCAUCGCAAUCAAAGCUGCCAAAGCAUCACGAGACAUAAUAAGCGAUUAUAAAUAUAAAACUGGAUACCGCAAGCAGCUAGGUCAUCACGUUGGAUUCAAAAGCUUGCAAGAUGACCCGAAAUCUGUGUGGGCCAUGCACAUUGCCAAAAUUCAGAGUGACAGGGAGUACAAGAAGGAAUUUGAAAAAUCAAAGACCAAGUACAACAGCCCUGUGGAAAUGCUGUCUGUGUUGUUGGCCAAGAACUGCCAGAAACUGGUCAGCGACAUUGACUAUCGUCAUUAUCUUCACCAGUGGACAUGUCUGCCCGAUCAGAAUGAUGUCAUCCAAGCAAGGAAAGCUUAUGACCUGCAGAGUGACGCUCUGUACAAAUCUGAUUUGGAAUGGUUGAAAGGCACCGGAUGGGUUCCUGUUGGUUCCCUUGAAGUUCAGAAAGUUAAAAAAGCUGGGGAAAUCCUAAGUGAUAAGCUCUAUCGUCAGAAGCCUGACAAAUUCAGGUUUACAUCCAUCCCUGACUCAAUGGAGUUGGUUCUUGCUAAAAAUAAUGCUCUUCAAUUGAAUAAUAAAUUAUAUAUCGAUGCUUGGGAAAAAGACAAACAAACUAUUCACGUCAUGCCCGACACACCUGAAAUUUUGCUUGCCAAAGCGAACUCUGUAAAUAUUAGUAAUAAACUUUACACUCAAGGAUGGGAGGAUGCUAAAGCCAAAGCUUAUGACAUCAGAGCUGAUACCAUCGCCAUUAAAAGUGCAAGAGCAUCAAGAGAUAUUGCUAGUGAUUAUAAAUAUAAAACUGGAUACCGCAAGCAGCUAGGUCAUCACGUUGGAUUCAAAAGCUUGCAAGAUGACCCGAAAUCUGUGUGGGCCAUGCACAUUGCCAAGAUUCAGAGUGACAGGGUGUACAAAAAGGAAUUUGAAAAAUCAAAGACCAAGUACAACAGCCCUGUGGAAAUGCUGUCUGUGUUGUUGGCCAAGAACUGCCAGAAACUGGUCAGCGACAUUGACUAUCGUCAUUACCUUCACCAGUGGACAUGUCUGCCCGAUCAGAAUGAUGUCAUUCAAGCAAGGAAAGCUUACAACCUGCAAAGUGAUUGGUUAUAUAAAUCUGACAUGGAAUGGAUUCGCGGUUGUGGCUGGAUCCCGAAUGACUCCCUUGAAGUGAAUAAAGUCAAGAAAGCUCAAGAAAUCCUAAGUGAGAAAAGUUAUCGACAACACCCAGAUUCUAUCAAAUUCACCAGCGUUGUAGACCUUCCAUCUAUUGUCUUGGCCAAAUCUAAUGCGCAUCAGCUGAGUGAUUCUAUUUACCGAGAUGCCUGGGAAAAAGAGAAAACAAAGUUCAGUCUUCCUUCCGACACCCCUCAAAUGGUCCAGUCUAAAAUCAAUGCUGUGACUAUUAGUAAUAAACUAUAUCAGCAAGCUUGGGAAGAUGUCAAGAGUAAAGGAUAUGAUCUGAAAGCCGAUGCCAUUUCGAUAAAGAGUGCUAGAGCAUCCAGGGACAUUGCUAGUGAUUAUAAAUACAAAACUGGAUACCGCAAGCAGCAAGGUCAUCACGUUGGAUUCAAAAGCUUGCAAGAUGACCCGAAAUCUGUGUGGGCCAUACAUGUGGCCAAGAUCCAAAGUGACAGGGUGUACAAAAAGGAAUUUGAAAAAUUAAAGACCAAGUACAACAGCCCUGUGGAAAUGCUGUCUGUGUUGUUGGCCAAGAACUGCCAGAAACUGGUCAGCGACAUUGACUAUCGUCAUUACCUUCACCAGUGGACAUGUCUGCCCGAUCAGAAUGAUGUCAUUCAAGCAAGGAAAGCUUACAACCUACAAAGUGAUUGGUUGUACAAGUCUGACAUGGAAUGGAUUCGUGGUUGUGGAUGGAUUCCUAAUGACUCUCUGGAAGUGAAUAAAGUCAAGAAAGCUCAAGAUAUCUUAAGUGAACGUAAAUAUAGGCAAAAUCCAGACACAAUCAAAUUCACAAGCAUUGUUGACCCCCCACACAUUGUCCUGGCCAAAGCCAACGCACUCCAACUCAGUGAUCAUGUGUACAGAGAUGCAUGGGAUAAGGAUAAAACCCAAUUUAGUCUCCCAUCAGACACUCCCCAGAUGUUGCAAUCCAAGAUCAAUGCAGCAAACAUCAGUGAAAAAGUGUACAAGCAAGAUUAUGAAACGUCCAAGAAGAAAGGUUAUGAUUUAAGAGCCGAUGCCAUCCCAAUCCGCAGUGCAAGAGCUUCAAGGGACAUUGCUAGUGAUUACAAAUAUAAGAAAGCACAUGAGCAACAGAAGGGUCAUUAUAUUGGAGCCCCAACAGCUAAAGAUGACCCCAAGCUGAUGUGGCUGAUAAAUGCUGGCAAGCUGCCAAGUGAUUUGAGAUAUAAAAAGGAUUUUGAGAAGACAAAGACCAAGAUUCAAAUUCCAGCAGACAUGGUGUCAAUCCUAACAGCCAAGCAAGUCCAAGCAGCUGCAAGUGAGAUCGACUAUCGAACCCACCUGCAUCAAUGGACUUGCCAUCCUGAUCAGAAUGACUGCAUUCAAGCUAAGAAGGCCUAUGAACUGCAAAGCGAUAACAUCUACAAAUCAGACUUGGAAUGGAUCCGUGGGUGUGGAUGGAUUCCCAAUGAAUCGGUGGAAGUUAAGAAAGUGAAGCAUGCUCAGGACAUCUUAAAUGAUCAUCUGUAUCGUCAACCUGCCAGCUCAUUGAAAUUUACCAGCAUAGUCGAUUUGCCAUCUAUUGUCCUGGCUAAAACCAAUGCUGACCAGCUCAGUGCCGCCAAAUAUAAAGAAGCUUGGGAACAAGAUAAAAGAACAAUUCACGUGAUGCCAGACACUCCGGAGAUCAUGCUGUCGAGAGCCAAUGCUGUUAAUGUCAGCAAUAAACUGUACAGGGACAGCUGGGAUAAAGUGAAGAUGAUAUAUGACCUAAGAUCCGAUGCCAUUCCCAUAAAAGCAGCUAAAGCUUCCAGGGAAAUUGCAAGUGAUUACAAGUACAAGCUAUCUCACGAAAAACAGAAGGGUCAUUAUAUCGGGACAACAUCAGCUCAGGGUGAUAACAAGAUGGCCUGGUUCUUGAAGGCAUAUAAACUUCACAGUGACCUGUUAUACAAGAAAGACUUUGAGAAGACAAAGACUAAUGUGAACCUACCAGUAGACAUGGUGUCCAUCGUGUCAGCCAAACUAUGCCAGACAUUGGUCAGUGAUAUCGAUUAUCGUCAUUACCUCCACAAAUGGACCUGUCUCCCUGACCAGAAUGAUGUCAUUCAAGCCAGAAAAGCAUAUGACUUACAGAGUGAUGCACUUUAUAAGUCAGAUCUGGAAUGGCUCCGUGGUGUCGGAUGGAUGCCCAAUGAAUCUUUCGAUGUCAAGAAGGUUAAAUUCGCACAGGAUAUCUUGAGUGAGAGCAAAUAUCGAACCAAACCAGAAACUCUAAACUUUACUCCUGUCACCGACAGAGUUGAUUAUGUAUCCGCUAAGCAAGGAGCAGAGAUUCUCAGUGAUAUAAAGUAUCACGAAGCUUGGAACGGCAUAAAGACAAAAUACACUGCUUUAAGUGACACUCCACUACUAAUUACUGCACGGGAAGCAGCCAAAAAUGUGAAUAAUAAACUUUACAAAGAAGGCUGGGAGAAGGUUAAAGCUACAGGUUACCUUCUUCCACAUGAUGCCGUCCAGAUAAAACAUGCCAGAAAGAGCGACACUGUUCAGAGUGAGUUGAAAUACAAAGCUGAUUACAUCAAACAAAGGGGUCACUAUGUUGGAGUUUCCAAUGCGGAUCAAGAUCCUAAACUUAGAUGGUUCAAACACGCCAACUUUAUUCAGAAUGACCGGGAGUACAAAAAACUUUAUGAAAAGUUAAAGUCGAAAAUCACUAUACCAGUUGACAUGGUGUCUAUUGAAGCUGCCAAGCAAGGCCAAACUUUGGCAAGUGAUGUUGACUACCGUCACUACCUGCACCAGUGGACAUGCCACCCGGAUCAGAACGAUUGUAUCCAAGCCAGAAAAGCCUAUGAUUUACAGAGUGAUAAUCUUUACAAAUCUGACUUGGAAUGGAUUCGUGGUUGUGGAUGGAUUCCUCUUGACUCAGUAGAACACCAGAAAGUAAGAAAAGCCCAGGAGCUGGUGAAUGAGAGAGCCUACAAAAAAGAUGCUUUAGACAGUUUCUCCAAUUUCACCCCAAUCGUUGAUCCACCAUCAGUUGUGCUUGCCAAGCUCAAUGCUGUCAACCAAAGUGAUUUGAAAUACAAAGAAACCUUUAACGCAGAGAGAGGCCUGUAUAUUGGGUCUGCAGAAACACCUCAGCUUACUCAUUCUCGAGAAAUGUCCAAGCUUGCCAGCGAGAAAUUAUACAAAGACUCAUGGGAUACCAUGAAAGCAUUGGGCUACCAGAUUCCUCCCGACUACAUACCCAUUGUAGGUGCUAAGCAUGCAGGGCUGGUUUCAAGUGAGCUCAAAUACAAGGAGAAUCAUGAGAAAGAGAAGGGACACUAUCUUGCUGGAGGACACAUUGAUGAUUUCCCAAGUGUUGGGCGAUCUCUAGCUUUCCAGAAGAUGAGGAGCCUGCUGCGCUACAAAAAGGCCUAUGAAGAUAAUAAGGCAAAGAUCAAUAUCCCUGGAGACAUGUUAAACAAUGUGCUUGCUAAGAAAUGCCAGCAGAUUCUAAGCGAUAUAGAGUAUCGUCACUAUCUUCACGAAUGGACAUGUCUGCCCGAUGAGAGGAACGUUAUCCAUGCCAGAAAGGCCAAUGAGAUAUUAAGUGAUAAUGUCUACAAAGAGGAUCUGACCUGGUUGAAGGGCAUUGGAUGUUAUGUCUGGGAUACCCCGGAAAUCGUACGUGCUAAGAAGUCAUACGACCUUCAGAGCCAAGCGCUAUAUACAAAUGCUGGAAAAGAGAACUUGAAGAAUUACAGUCUUGUUACCGAUACCCCGGUUUAUGUUACGGCUGUGCAGAGCACCAUCAACGCAAGUGAUGUAAAAUAUAAAGAGGAUUUCCAUAAAACCAAGGACAAAUAUACAACAGUUCUAGAAACGGUGGAUUUUAACCGUACUCAGAACCUCAAGGAUCUGUUCAGUCACAAUCUCUACAAACAAGCAUGGGAUUCGAUCAAGGCAACAAGCUACCAGCUGCCUGCUGACACGGUUGCAUUGGCCUUUGCUAAAAAGAAUAAACACAUGGCCAGCCAUCUGAAGUACCGUGAGGAAUAUGAAAAGUUCAAAGCUCUUUACACGUUACCACGCGGUAUCCAGGAUGAUCCAAACACGGCAAGAUGUCUUAGGGUUGGCAAGCUGCCUCUGGAUCGUCUGUACAGAGACGUGUACGAAAAGAACAAAUCCAAGAUACACAUUGCUCCUGACAUGCUGGAAAUCAUUGCUGCCAGGGAGACACAGGAUAAAGUCAGUGAAAUUGAUUACCGCAAACGUCUCCACGAAUGGAUCUGCCUGCCUGACCUUCAGACGUACGUUCACGCUCGCAAAGUCAACGAUCAGCUGAGCGAUAUCGUAUAUAAAGAUGAUCUCAACUGGCUCAAGGGUCUUGGAUGCUUUGUCUGGGACACCCCGGAGAUUCUUCAUGCCAAGCAUGCAUACAACCUCCGAAACGAUUUCAUAUACAAAGCCAAAGCCGAGGAGAUGAAGAAGACGUACUCCUCAGUGAUGGAAACCCCAGUUUAUGUUCAAGCUAAAGCCAGUGGCAAGCAGAGCAGUGAUGUUAUUUACCACUCUGAUUAUGAACAUAAUGUCAAAGGAAAGGUUACUUCAUCAACUACAUCAAUCGAUUUGGACAGAGCAAGAAAUGCUAACAAGAUCCAGAGCGUGAACCUGUAUCGUGAGGAUGGUGUCAAUUACCUUCCUAAAGGUUACAGUCUUCCAAAUGACACCCCACUCAUUAAACUUGCCAAGAAUGCCCAGGCUAUUGGCAGUGAUCUGAAAUAUAAAGAACUCUACGAACACGCGAAGGCCAAAUCUUACACAUUGGGUCCAGACAAUGUCAACUUUGAGAACAUUAGGAAAGUGAAUAAAGUCCUUAAUGAGAGACUCUAUCGCCAGUUGUAUCACAAACAGAAGGACAAAAUCCACACCACACCAGAUACUCCUGAAAUUCGCCAAGUCAAGGCCACUCAGGAAGCCAUCAGUGAUUUGGUCUACAAAUCCGACUACCACAAACUACAAGGGCAUUUGAUCUCCAUGCCAUUUACCCCUCAAACCAUCCAUUGCCGCUAUGUUGGAGAAAUAACCAGUGAUAAUAAAUACAAGGAAGACUUACAAUGGCUGAAGGGCUUAGGAUGUUUCCUGUACGACACCCCGGAUAUGGUGCGCGCUCGGGACUUGCGCAAACUUUGGUCUCACUACCUGUACACUACCCCUGCCAAGAAGAUGUUGGAUAAAUACAGUGUGGUUUUGGAUACUCCUGAGUACAGAACAGUCCAGGAGUUAAAGACACAUCUGAGUCAGUUUGUGUACAGAGCCGAAGGUAAUAAGCAAAAGUCAAUCUACACAAGUGUUCUCAACACUCCAGACUUUGUCAGAGCCAAGAAAGGACAAGAGAUACAGAGUCAGUACCUGUAUGGUGAGGUUGCCUCUAAACUGAGACCAAUUCAUCACGCUGAUGGACAGACUCAAAGCCUCAAACUUGCUAAGCAUGUGAAGGAACUUGUCAGUGAGAAAAAAUACAAAGCACAGUAUGAAAAACUGAAACACAAGCACACUUCUAUUGCUGAUACACCCAUCAUCCUACGGGCAAAGAAAGCAUACCUAAAUGCUAGUGAUCUGAGGUAUAAAGAAACCUUUGAGAAUGCCAAGGGCAAAUACCAUACCGUGAAGGAUGCUCUGGAUAUUGUAUAUCAUCGCAAGGUCACCGAUGACAUCAGUGCUGUUAAAUAUAAAGAAAAAUAUGUCAGCGAACUGGGUAAUUGGAGAUCAAUUCCAGACCGUCCCGAGUACUACCAUCACCGCGCAGUCACGGAUUCAGUUAGCGACUCCAAGUACAAAGAAGACUUGACAUGGCUGAAGGGAAUUGGCUGUUAUGCAUGGGAUACCCCAGACUUUACUCUUGCGGAGCAGAACAAAUCACUGUACAGUAAUUACAAAUACAAAGAGUUUUCUCAGAAGACAAAGUCUAUCUUCAAAUACACAGCCGAUACUCCUCUGUUUAAUCAUUUCAAGUAUGCCACUCAAUUGCAGAACGAGAAAUUAUACAAAGCUGACUAUGAGAAAUGGAAAACACACUACAGCGUAGUAGUGGAUGACCCUAGGCAUCUUCUGGCUAAGAACGCAAGUGAACAGAUUAGUCAGUGGAAGUACAAGCACAACUAUGAAAAACUGAAGGACAAGUACACGUCUAUUUUGGAUACUCCUGAAAAUCAGCGAGCACAUAAAGCAAGCAAGCAAAUUAGUGAUAAUGUUUACAAAAUGGAACAUAAUAAAAGCAAGGCCAAGGGAUACACAUCUAUUCACGACACUCCCAUGUUACUGCACGUGCGCAAAGUCAGCGACAAAAUCAGCGAUCUGAAGUACAAAGAAUUGUAUGAGAAGAGCAGGGGACAUUGUACAAUGGGUACGGAUGCUGUGCAAAUCAAGACGGCAAAGGAAGCAUACAAAUCAAUCAGCAAUCUGGACUACAAAAAGAAAUAUGAAAAGACCAAAGCCCAAUGGCAAUGGACUGUGGACAGACCUGAUUUCAUGCAAAAUGCUAAGGCUUCUCUACAGCAGAGUGAUUAUGAGUACAAGUUGGACAGGGAAUUCCUGAGAGGAUGCAAGCUGUCCGUUACUGAUGAUAAAAAUACUGUUCUUGCUCUGAGGAACGCAGAAAUGAACAGUAAUGUGAAAUACAAGAAGAGAUAUGAGAAAGGAACCUACGUAGGAGAAUUUGGAGUAGUUGCAGAUACACCUCAGAUAAUUCACUCUAAAUCUAUGAAUACUCUUGUAUCUGAGAAUAAAUACAAAGAAGAGGGCAAGAAGAUGCUGCCACAUGGUGCAUACACCAAGCUCCCCGAUACACGGGACACAACUCAUGUCAAAGAAGUCACAAAGCUUGUCAGUGAUACGCAGUACAAAGAAAAGUUCAAGAAGGACAAAGGCAAAUCAAACUACGCAAACAUGCAAGAACCACCAGAGGUUAAACACGCCAUGGACGUCGCCAAGGUUCAAAGCAACGUGGCAUACAGAAAAGAAGCCAAAGCCCACCUUAAUUAUACCAGCAUUGCUGACAGACCCGAUAUUCAGAAAGCAACCCAAGUGGCCAAGUUAGUCAGUAAUAUUCAAUACAAAGCCAAAGCACGUGCGGAACAAGGACGUGGUAUCUCCAUAGUUGGACGUCCGGACAUUGAAUUGGCCCAGGAAGUGUCCAAGCUCACAAGCCAGGCUGAGUACACCAAAGGAAAGAUGUGGGGUCACGGAGCGGCAUCCUAUGACACUCCAAUAAUGAGAACACUUAAGAAAGCAAAUGAGCUGACUAGUAAUGUGAAAUACAAGGAAAACUUUUCUAAAGAUAAACGCAAAAGGCCACAGUAUGAUCUGAAGGAGGCCCAAAUAUACCAGACCUUCAAAGACGCCAAUACUCUGGCCAGCGAGGUUAAAUACAAGGCAGAUCUGAAGAAGCUCCACAAACCAGUGACAGAUAUGGCAGAAUCUCUAAACAUGCAGCACAUUACAAGCACCAGCAAGCUAUCCAGUGACUACCGGUACAAGAAGGAAUAUGAGAAGAAUAAGGGUCACUACCAACUUAUAACUGAUAAUCUUGAGCAAGUUCAUGUAAAGGAGGCGACAGAUCUUCAAAGCCAGGUUAAAUAUAAAGAAAAGUAUGAAAAGGAAAGAGGAAAAGCUAUGAUGGAUUUUGAGACCCCAACAUAUGUCACAGCAAUGGAAUCCCAGCAUAUGCAAAGCGAGAAAGAAUAUAAGAAAGACUUUGAAGAGUGUUGUAAGGGCAGAAACCUAACUGGUUUGGAGGUUACACCAUCAAUGUUACAUGUCAGACAUGCUACAAAAAUAGCAAGCGAGAAAGAAUACAGGAAAGAUCUUGAUGAUACCAAGGGUAGAGGCAUCACUAUUCUGGAAGAGACUCCUGAGUUCUUAAGAGCCAAGAACGCAACUCAAAUCUUGAACGAGAAAGAAUACAAGAAAACUCUAGAACUGGAAAUUAAAGGUAGAGGCCUGUCAACCUUGGUAAUGGAAACACCAGAUUUCAUGAGAGCAAAGAAUGCUACCGACAUAGCAAGUCAGGUGAAAUACAAACAUUCUGCGGAAAUGGAAAAGGCCAACUACACAAGUGUUGUGGAUACUCCAGAAAUUAUCCAUGCUCAACAAGUCAAAAAUCUUUCAAGCAAGAAAAAAUACAAAGAGGAAGCAGAAAGGAAUAUGUCUUAUUACGUACCUGUUUACGACACACCGGAAAUGCAGAGAGUCCGUGAAAACCAGAAGAACUUCAGCACUCUUCAGUACCAGGGUGACCAUAUGCAAAGUAAAGGAAAAGUCACAGUGGUAAAAGACACACCAGAAAUACUGCGUGUUAAGGAAAAUCAAAAGAAUUUCAGCUCGAUAUUGUACAAAGAAGAAAUUGGAAAAGGAACAGCUAUUGGGCACACCCCUGAGAUGGAGAGAAUUAAAAGAACUCAGGAUGCCAUUAGCACGAUUAAGUACAAGGAAAUUAUUGGACAAGGGACACCAAUUUCUGACCUUCCUGAAGUGAAACGAGUAAAGGAGACACAGAAGAACAUCAGCUCGGUUAUGUACAAAGAGAACACAGGGCAAGGAACAUCCACACCUGUAACUCCAGAGAUGGAGCGGGUCAAACGCAACCAAGAGAACAUUAGCAUGGUAAUGUACAAAGAGAAUAUGGGGAUGGCAACACCAAUACCCGUGACUCCAGAAAUGGAAAGAGUUAAACGCAAUCAAGAAAACAUUAGCUCGGUGCAAUACAAAGAUCAUGUUACAGUGGGGACCCCCACACCAGUAACUCCUGAGAUGGAGCGAGUUAAACGCAACCAAGAGAACAUUAGCUUGGUUUCAUACAAAGAACAUAUGGGGCACGGAACUCCCACCCCUGUCACUCCAGAGAUGGAGCGAGCCAAACGAAAUCAGGAAAACAUUAGCAUGGUUUUGUACAAAGAAAAUUUGGGAAAAGCUACGCCAGCACCCGUUACUCCAGAGAUGGAGCGAGUAAAACGCAAUCAAGAAAACAUUAGCUCGGUCUUGUAUUCCGACAGUUUCCGCAAGCAGAUACAGGGCAGAGCAGCCUUCGUGCUCGAUACACCUGAAAUGAGAAGGGUUCGGGAAUCACAGCGCCAUAUUUCUUCGGUGAAAUACCAUGAAGACUUUGAGAAACAGAAGGGCAGUUUCACACCAGUUGUGACUGAUCCAAUAACGGAACGUGUUAAGAAGAAUAUGAUUGAUUUCAGUGACAUUAACUACCGUGGAAUUCAGAGGAAGGUGGUAGAAAUGGAAAGAAAACGUAGUGAACAGGAUCAAGAUGUCACAGAUCUGAGAGUGUGGCGUACUAAUCCUGGCUCAGUUUUCGACUAUGACCCAGCAGAAGACAACAUUCAAUCAAGAAGCUUGCACAUGCUUUCAGUGCAAGCCCGUCGUAGCCGUGAGCAUUCUCGCUCAGCUAGUGCAUUGAGUCUGAGCGCUGGGGAUGAAAAAUCUGAAUCUGAAGUAGCUGAUCACCAUCAUUCCUAUUACAGCAAUGGAGGCAUCUUCACUACAACUACUGUAACAGGAUACAAACAAGCAAAAACCACUGAGCUUCCUCAGCAGAGGUCAUCUUCUGUUGCCACUCAACAAACAACUGCAUCAUCUGUGCCAUCUCAUCCAUCCACUACUGGGAAAACCUUCCGAGCAAUGUAUGACUACAGAGCAGCAGACAAUGACGAAGUGUCGUUCCGAGAUGGUGAUAAUAUAGUCAAUGUUCAGACCAUUGACGAAGGUUGGAUGUAUGGAACAGUCCAGAGAACCGGCAAGACUGGCAUGCUUCCUGCCAACUACGUGGAAGCCAUCUAAGCAACACCAUCUAAGACACUACAGAAGGAACGAAUGACACUACAUUUACACAACAUUAGAACUGUAUUAGUGGCUAGUUUGUUUUUUCUGUUACAUGUAUGGCUAAAUUAAAGAAAUAAAAAAAAUAUUAAAAAGUCAAUCUAUAACAAUGUUAACACCCGCAGCUAUUUCAUAGCAUAAUAGAUAAAAUUAUUCCAUCAUCAUCAUCUUCAUCAUUUCAAUGUUCGUUUGCAUAAUAUAUCAGUACUCACGAAUGAUGUGAUUCACAAUAGAGUAUGUAGCAAAUGGAUAGCUGCAAUAUUUAUGUUCAACUUAUUUCCUACAGAGACUUAGCAUUUUUAUUGUCGGUGAUAUGAGGAAAAAAAAAGAAUCACCUAAAAAUAUUACCAGUAAGCACCCUAGAAUUUUACAGAUCGGAAAAGCCUCUCCCCUCCUCCGCUUGAUGAACGCUGCGUGCAUGUGAUUGUAUUCUAGGGUCAACGGCAAUGAAUUACUCCCUGUAAAUUAACAAAUAAAGCUGGAGUUUCUGCACUA
Molecule: messenger RNA, 20699 nt
Organism: Pelobates fuscus (common spadefoot toad)
Lineage: Eukaryota; Metazoa; Chordata; Amphibia; Anura; Pelobatidae
Gene: NEB
Product: nebulin
Exons: 146
Coding region: 237-20165 (6642 amino acids)
Biological process (GO): cardiac muscle thin filament assembly
Cellular component (GO): Z disc
Molecular function (GO): actin filament binding
Source: RefSeq, a predicted model, not a curated record